UUAUUGAUUUGAAUUUCUUGAUUCAAAUUUUAAGCGACAUAAUUUAUGUCUUAUUACCAUUUCUAAGUGCAAAAUCUCUUGAAUUAAAUCAAAACACGGUAACAGUUAAUAUUUAUCGAAAAGUCACGAAUUAUGACAACAAUCCUAUAGGACGUAAAAACCAAAUAAGGACUACAAGGAUAAUAUUCAAUUAAUUAUACAUAAUUGAUAAAUAAUUCAUUGGAAUUCAGUCAGCCAUGUAGGGUGUUAUUGUGGGUGGAUAGGUAUUAGAAUUUUAACCUGUUCAUACCCAUACCCAAUCAAUAACAUGAGCAUAUAUCCUCCCAGUAAAUAUCAAUAAUUAAAAAAUUGUGUGUGGAAUGGAGGCAGCAAAAACCGAGAAAAAUGAUACCCAACAAAUUGUGAUACAAACGAGUAACUAUAACGUUACAGUCAUACCAGUGGAGUUCAAUCGUAAUAGAGUUUACAACGGGCAAAAUGCCGAUUACUUGGUUGAACCUUACAGUCGUACCCAUGAUGAUUAUUCCCAAACAGAAGACAUUUCCGGGCAAGGCACUUUGUAUUCUGUAUCCCAACGACUACCUCAGCUGAAUGCCAGUUACUCCAAUCCACCAGGUAAUGAGGGUGGAUUUGGAGACCAGGUGAAGUAUACAAAUAAACAGCCAGAAUGGGACAACGAAAAAGAUCAUUCCACUACAGAUGAUAAAAUUCCUACCAUAGAAAGUAAACAGCCAAACGAGUCCGCUCCUGCCACUGUGCCCACAUCGAGCAAAGGAGUAAUAACUAAUGGUAUUGCAGAGCAAUUGCAAGGUCCUAUAAUUCCCACUUGUGUAUAUUUACAUAGUCGUACUGCUAUUAUGAUGGAGAUUGAAGACACCCCCACAGCAACCUGUGAUCGUAUCUGCCAAGCAAUUAUUAAUUGUGACGAGUUGGGAUUGAAUAAACAGUUGGCUCCUCAGAUUUUCACUUUGUGGAUGGUCAGUCCACUUCUGGAACUGCAACUGAAACCUUCUCAUAAGCCUUAUGAACUUAGAAAGAUGUGGCGGUCUCUGGUGGAGCAAUAUAGCCACGUGUCUUUGAACAGGCAACAGCGAGAUGAACCCAAAGUUAUAUUUCAAAGAAAUGUAUUUUUUCCGCAGCACUUGGAGGAGAAAAUCAAAGAUCAAAAGAUUCUCGAAUUGCUCUACGAGGAAGCCCGCAACAAUAUACUUGACUGCAAAUACCCUUGCGAAGUGAUCCAUUAUAUAAUGCUGGGUGGGAUACAGGCUAGAAUAGAAUUGGGGCCGUACAACCCUCUCGUUCAUUCGACACAUUAUUUUAGAGAGGAGCAAUCGAAAUAUCUUCCGCUUCACGUGAGAAAGAGCUCGACAUGGACUUGGUUGCCGAUCAGCUCAAAGAAUUCAGCGGAGGUAAGACUCCUGGAACAAUUCAAGAGAAUUCCCACUUCUGCCACCAAUAGGAAGUUGAUGAAGAAAUAUCUGGAGUUUUGCUGGUCAUUGCCAUUUUAUGGCUCUGCAUUUUUCGAGGGGCAAGUGGAACAGCCAGUCAGAGGGCUGACGUCACUGAUAAUCCACCAAGACAUUCCAGUAUUAGUAGCAAUAAACUCUAGAGGCAUCUACAUUAUAGACGAUUUACAGUGUGUGAUCUUAUUAGGUCUGAAGUUUGAAGAAUUCAGUUGGGAGUAUGCCAGGCCCUCUAUGGAAGAGGACCCUAACUGUUUGCCGUGUCUCUUUUUGCAAUUUAUGGUUGUCGAAAACGGAGCAAGAGUUUCGAAGAUUUUACAGGUUUUUUCGAGGCAGGCCAGCUUGAUGGACAAACUGAUUACAGUGUUCGUCGGACAGUUGAAAUCUGCGGAUGAAACGGACAAACCAGUGGAUAAUAACGUCAAUAAUGAAACUGAAACUCAUUCGUCCGUUAUAAUGGGUACGCCACAUCCGACGAUGCUGACAUCUCUCAGCAACAAGUUGAACAGACUCACUUUGGCUACCUUUGAUGAAGAUGGUCACUGUAUAGGCCAGAUGGGAUCUUGGUCUUUCACUUACUAAAAUUUUGUUGUUCACUUAACAUUCCUUAAUUACCAGGCAUACAUGCGUUUAGGUUAUUAAGUUGUUUUAACCAAAGAUAAUAAUUGCAUUCAGUCAUAUCCUGCUCAGAUCUUGCAUGACUCAAAACUUUUUCUUUGCUUGACAUUAACAGUAAGACCCCAUAUCUCUUUUAGAUCUACUGCUGUAUUUCAUAAAAUUAAACUGUGAAUUCACCUGAAAAUUAUCAAUUGAGAAUGUUGAAUAUUGGGCCUAAUUCCUCUAGUAUUCCUUAAAAUACAUUUUCUUGUGGGGUCAAUGUGUUUCGAAAUUUUGAGGAUUUUCACCUUCCACAAUCCGAAAAAUAAACAAGUAAUAAUGGGCAAACAGAAGAGUUAACCCUGGAAAAUAACUGCAUAAUGUAAACUUAAAUUCUAAUCAGACGAUAAUUUAACAUAAUUAUGAAUUUUCAUGUCAAAUAAGAUGAAAUUAUGAAAAACUACAUGCUUAGUUUUCUCCUGAAAAAAGUUGACUUCCACGUUUAUUUCAAUCUUGGUCCAGGUGUGAUCUAUUUUCACAGAAUUGAUGAAAUACACUUGUUCCUGACAAAAUAAUAUUCUUUAAGUUUUCUGGAUUCUGAUUAGUUUCCACCUUAUGAGGGUGAUCUGAAAAGUUUCAGACCUCAAUAUGAAGAUGGCAGCACUCGCAAAUAAAAGCAAGUGAAUUUCGUUGUUUAUCUCUCGACAAUUACUUGCCAAAGUUUUAGCUGUCAAUAAAUAUUUGUUUUAGAAAGGCAAUACGUCUACUCAAAUCAAAGAUGAGUUGGAUUCUGUGUAUGGGGACUCUGCACCAUCAUUUAUCACAGUGAAAUUUUGGGCAGCUGAAUUCAAAUGUGUCCGUAAGAGCUUGGGGGACGAUGAAUGUUCUUGACGUUCAAAAACAGCCGAAUUAAAGUGAGAAAGAUAGCAGAGGUUAUGAACAUGUCAAACGAACGUGUUUAUCACAUAUUGAAUUAACAUUAAGGCAUGAGAAAGCUGUCCGCGCGUUGGGUGCCGCGUUUGUUCACGUUAGACCAAAAACGUGUUCGAAUGAACAUUUCCAGCACUCUGUUGUCGAGUUUAGGCGCAAUAAAUCCAAGUUUUAGCGCCGAU
Molecule: messenger RNA, 3172 nt
Organism: Leptinotarsa decemlineata (Colorado potato beetle)
Lineage: Eukaryota; Metazoa; Arthropoda; Insecta; Coleoptera; Chrysomelidae
Gene: Bili
Product: FERM domain-containing protein 8 Bili
Biological process (GO): negative regulation of canonical Wnt signaling pathway
Cellular component (GO): plasma membrane; cytoskeleton
Source: RefSeq, a predicted model, not a curated record